UCUGCCCCUGCAACAGGGAAGUCCUGCUCAGAGCUGGCAAUCAGACCGCAGAGAAGUGUUGAAAUGAGGAAGACAGAUGAAGUAAGUCACAGAAGGGUCUCACCCAUCACUCAGCAGACUCCUGGGUCUCCCGCCAAGAGAAACAGACCAUGCCCUUCCGUCCCAUGGACACACCGGCUGGAGCUGGCCUUGGCCUGCUUCUGGUGGCAGGAGGUCCUCGGCCUGGCACCAGGUCCUCCCUGGAGCCCCGAGAGCAGGGAGACAGCAGCAGGCAGGUGAGGAACUCAAGAAGUGCCCAACAGGGUCUGGGGACAGGCCAGUGGCUGUCCCCGCCUCCUUUCCUUCCUCCUCUGCCCUGCCCACCAGUGGGGCCUGUGGAGCAGAAGCCACUGUCACUUCCUGAAGGCAGCAGCCUCAGCUCAGGUCGCACUCGCCCUGUGGCCCAUCAUCUGCCUGCAGCCAUGGGAAGCCAUCAGGAUUUCCGGAGCCUUCAAGCAAAGUUCCAGGCCUCUCAGCCCGAGACCAGCGAACUCCCUCUAAAAUCCCCUAAGCCCGAGUUCAAGAAACUCCUCAAGAAGUUUCCGCAGCCUGAGCUAAGCGAGCACUCCAAGAAGCCCCCGCAGCCUGAGUUCAAUGUCGUGCCCAGGAAGCCCCCGCAGCCUGAGUUCAGUGAUCUCCACAAGAAGCCCCCGCAGCCCGAGUUCACUGAUCUCCACAAGAAGCCCCCGCAGCCCGAGUUCACUGAUCUCCACAAGAAGCCCCCGCAGCCCGAGUUCAGUGUCGUGCCCAGGAAGCCCCCGCAGCCUGAGUUCAGUGAUCUCCGCAAGAAGCCCCCGCAGCCUGAGUUCAGUGAUCUCCACAAGAAGCCCCCGCAGCCCGAGUUCAGUGAGCUCCACAAGAAGCCCCCGCAGCCCGAGUUCAGUGUCGUGCCCAGGAAGCCCCCGCAGCCUGAGUUCAGUGAUCUCCACAAGAAGCCCCCGCAGCCUGAGUUCACUGAUCUCCACAAGAAGCCCCCGCAGCCUGAGUUCACUGAUCUCCACAAGAAGCCCCCGCAGCCUGAGUUCACUGAUCUCCACAAGAAGCCCCCGCAGCCUGAGUUCAGUGAUCUACACAAGAAGCCCCCGCAGCCUGAGUUCACUGAUCUCCACAAGAAGCCCCCGCAGCCCGAGUUCAGUGUCGUGCCCAGGAAGCCCCCGCAGCCUGAGUUCAGUGAUCUCCACAAGAAGCCCCCGCAGCCUGAGUUCAGUGAUCUCCACAAGAAGCCCCCACAGCCCGAAUUCAGUGCAGUGCCCAAGAAGCCCCCGCAGCCUGAGUUCACUGACCUGCCCAAGAAGCCCUCCAAACCUGAGUCCAGUGAACGCUUCAAGAAGCCCCCACAGCUCGAGGCCACUCCGUUCCCCAGAAAGCCCCCACAGCCUGAGGUGGUUGAGGCCCCUCAGAAGGCUUCACAGCCCGAGCCAAGUGCACUUGCACAGAAGUCCCCGAAGCCUGAGCUCAGCAACCCCACCAGCUCCCCCACAGAACCCAAAUUCAGUACAUUCCCUAGGAAAUCUUGCCAGCCUGAGCCCAACGAGGCCACCCCAAAGCCUGAGUUCAGUACCUUCCCAAGGAAGCCCCCGCAGCCUGAGUUCAGUGUGCUCCCCAGAAAGCCCCAGCAGCUUCAGGUCGGUGGCCUCCCUAAGAAGUCCCUGCCACAGCCCGAGUUCAGCGAGGUCCCUCAGAUGUCCCCCCAGAAGCCUGAGCCCAGUGAGCCCCACCCCCACUCCUCACAGCCCAACUUCAGUGCCUUUCCUAAAAAGACCCCACCACCUCAGCUGAGUGACCUCCCCAAGAAGCCCCUGCAGCCUGAGUCUGCUGACCUCCCCAGGACAUCCUCCGAGCCUGAAGUCUGUGUGUUUCCCAAGAGGCCCUGGCAGUCUGAAUUCAAAGCGCUCUCUAAGAAGCCCCCGAAGCCUGAGCUGGGUGGCCUCCCCAGGACCACCUCAGAGCCUGAGGUCAGCCUGCUCCCCAGGAAGUUUCUGCAGCCAGAAGGCCAGGGGCCCUUCCGCAAGUUCUCGCAGCCUGAGCCCAACGCUCUGCCCAAAAAGAACUGGGCCGAGUUCUUUGGGGAUCACUCUAGAAAGCCUCCACUGCCUGGCUCGGUUUCGGAGAGCUCACUGCCCACCGCCAUUGAGGGCUCCAGCCCCAGGUUCAGAAUCAGGCAGCAGAGGUCAGGAGCUCUCACUCACAGUGGAGGAUCAAGACUGGGCCUCAAACCCAGACACCCACCCCAGCGGAGGCCUCUACCCCCAGUCAGCAGCCUAGGACCCCCUCCAGCCAAGCCCCCGCUGCCCCCGGGCCUCAGGGAUGUCGAGAGCUUUCAGAGACACUCAGCAGCAGCCACAGCUCUGCGGAGGACCUGCUCUGCUGCUGGAAUCCACUUCCAGGCCCCACAGCCUAAGCACAUGGCGCAGGACCCGGACGAGAUCUAUGAGCUGUACGACGACGUGGCACCCUCAGAUGAUUCCAGAUCCAGCCUCAAGGGCAGAGAUCAAGUGCCACCCACCCAGCAACCCCCCAGGAAGUCACAAGAGCUUGAACUCAGGAAGGAGAAGGCCCCCCAGCCACAGUUGCUGCCCACGGACCCGAAGGUCCUGAAGCAGAUCCGGAAGGCAGAGAAAGCCGAGAGGGAGUUCCGGAAGAAGUUCAAGUUUGACGGGGAGAUUGUGAUUCACACCAGGAUGAUGAUCGACCCCAAUGCCAAGACGCGUCGGGGGGGCGGCAAGCACCUGGCAAUCCGGCGCGGGGAGAUCCUGGAGGUGAUCGAGUACACCAACCAGGAGGAGAUGCUGUGCAGGAACAGCAAGGGCAAGUACGGCUACGUGCCCAGGAUAGCGCUGCUACCCCUGGAAACGGAGGUGUACGACGACGUUGGCUUCUGGGACCCUCUGGAGAGCCAACCAUUCCCCAGAGGACGAUAAGGCCCGACGGUGUGGGGACCCGGGAGAAUACGCCAGCCUAGCCACCUACUAAUCCAGGAGUCCUGGUCCCAGCUUGGAGGUCACAGAAUUGCCAAGGCUCAUGCCUGACCAUGUACACGGACCGCAUAAAGUCCCUUUUUAAAGUGA
Messenger RNA from Rhinolophus ferrumequinum (greater horseshoe bat), 3107 nucleotides. RefSeq names its product PML-RARA regulated adaptor molecule 1 (gene PRAM1). The record is from RefSeq and is a predicted model, not a curated record. NCBI's taxonomy places the organism in Eukaryota, Metazoa, Chordata, Mammalia, Chiroptera, Rhinolophidae. Gene Ontology annotation, cellular component: plasma membrane. Gene Ontology annotation, biological process: T cell receptor signaling pathway; integrin-mediated signaling pathway; protein localization to plasma membrane. Gene Ontology annotation, molecular function: protein binding.